Molecule: messenger RNA, 1325 nt
Organism: Spea bombifrons (plains spadefoot toad)
Lineage: Eukaryota; Metazoa; Chordata; Amphibia; Anura; Pelobatidae
Gene: HPCAL1
Product: hippocalcin like 1
Exons: 5
Coding region: 402-983 (193 amino acids)
Molecular function (GO): calcium ion binding
Source: RefSeq, a predicted model, not a curated record
CGCUAUGCAAAGUGCCCCCACCGGCUGCUGCCGCCGCCUUUACAAACUAUGGUGAGUGACAGCCGCUCAGUGCCUGAGUGCAGCAAGCGGGGGAGCUGAGCUCUCCUCCUCCGGCCAUCCCUGCAAACUUUCCUCCAAUCUUACUUAUUCCUUUAUUUGAGCGCUUUUGGUCUUUGGACUCCCCCAUCUCACCCCAUUUCCCCCCUUCUACUGACGGUGUGGAUGAGAAGGGCAGUCGAUCGGGGGCUGUCAGUGGAUCGAAACCCCCAAGAAGGAGAAGAGAAAGCUCACUUGCAUAAGGCAUCCAGCUUCUAUGACUGAUUUCCCCUUCGUCUCUCACCUUAAGUCUUUUUGAUACACGUUUUAUUUUAGCUGUCCUAUAUAAGUAAAAAGAAUACAUUAUGGGAAAACAGAACAGUAAGUUGCGACCCGAAAUACUUCAGGAUCUCCGGGAAAACACAGAGUUCACGGAUCACGAGCUGCAAGAGUGGUACAAAGGCUUCUUGAAGGAUUGCCCGACCGGUCAUCUAACGGUGGAAGAGUUUAAGAAAAUCUAUGCAAAUUUCUUCCCGUAUGGCGACGCCUCCAAGUUUGCCGAGCACGUAUUUCGUACGUUCGACACAAAUGGCGAUGGGACGAUUGACUUUCGGGAGUUUAUAAUUGCACUAAGUGUCACCUCGCGGGGUAAGCUGGAACAGAAGCUGAAGUGGGCGUUUAGCAUGUAUGAUCUAGACGGGAACGGCUAUAUAAGUCGUGGAGAGAUGCUAGAAAUUGUGCAGGCAAUCUACAAGAUGGUAUCAUCUGUGAUGAAAAUGCCAGAAGAUGAAUCUACUCCAGAAAAAAGAACAGACAAAAUAUUCAAGCAGAUGGACACAAAUAAUGAUGGUAAACUUUCCCUCGAAGAAUUUAUAAAAGGUGCCAAGAGUGAUCCUUCAAUUGUCCGGUUGUUACAAUGUGACCCGAGCAGCACGAGCCAGUUCUAAUGAAUUUCAUCCUCCGUACGGACUGUCGCUACCGGACACUGGCUUGUCCUUCAAGCUUCUCUUGCAAGUGGAUGCCUUCUCAGUCAUUCCUCUACUGUUAGUGGAUAACAAGCCCCUGCCGGAUUGUUUUUCUAUGUAUUAGAGAUAAAACAGCCCAGCGCCUGUUUUAUAUUACCAGUAUACGUCAUUCCUCACUCAUCCCGUGUAUAGGCAUGUUUACGUGCAAAGAGAUCACCUCCGCUGAAGAAUGAUGGCUUCCCUGGAUUAAAUACAUGGAAUAAUCUGGUUCUGUCAUGAUAAUAUAUACUGCAUUGAGCAUAUAAUUAGCUGUUUCACAAUGAA